Molecule: messenger RNA, 693 nt
Organism: Dibothriocephalus latus
Lineage: Eukaryota; Metazoa; Platyhelminthes; Cestoda; Diphyllobothriidea; Diphyllobothriidae
Source: the annotation of a GenBank genome assembly
GUCAAUCAGCUGGCCGACCUAGUGAACAUUCGGUCCGAAAAUGACUCAAAGGUCUUCACCAGUGGCUGCAUCAUUAACAUGGGUGGCUUCUCCAAGGAAGGCAAGGACGGAAAGCAAGGUGGAAUACAGGCCAUUAGAACGACGGCUGCUGCAUUCGAGGUAGAUACCGUUCUGGUGAUCGAGGACGGCUUCCUUACUUCAUUCCUACAAGAAGAUCUUCCCAAAGAAGUUACUAUUAUACGCCUGCCGAAAUCUUCCGGUGUUGUAACUCGAAGUCCUGAACAAUGGAUGCAUCAACGCGAUCUUCGUGUUAGGGCAUAUUUCCACGGUGAAAAUCCCCAGCGGAGGCUCCAUCCUCAUCAGUUAACUCUUAACAGCAGUGAAUACUCCGUGUACAAAGUGGGCAGUGAGGCAAUACCCGAUGCCUUGUUGCCUCAUGGAGCCCGGGAAGAAGAGACCUGGCGAACGCCUAUUCCCGUUCCAAUCAAUCGGGAUCUGAAGAAUCGCCUCCUGGCUGUUUCUCAAGCUACCGAGGUUGAUCAAAUUCCCGAAUCUCCCAUAUAUGGUUUCAUGGUGGUGCUGAGUGUUUCUGAAGACCGCACAUCCUUCAACGUGCUCAGCCCCUCACCCGAACCGCCGCCAAAUACUCUUCUCGUCUGCAGCAUCUGUUACGUUGAUCCGGAAGGUGUAUAG